GUCCACGUGCAGCCGAGCGGCGGCCGGAAGUAAACAAACGUCACGUGACACGGACACCCGGAUGCAGCCGUUUCCUUCCUCUCCGUUCGGGCAUGCGCAGAAGGAACCGCGGAGCCCGACAACACAACAGACGCUGCUUUGUAUCAGACGCGGCGACAUCCGGGUACCUGGCUCCCGGACCUCUACCUGACAGACCCGCUAUGGGCGCCGCGGGUUCGAGUUCCGAAGCGGAGCGCGAGCCGCUGCUCGCGCCGCCCCCCCACGCGGCGGACGGCAACGCGCCGCCCGCGCACGUCCGCGUGUACGGCCGCCGCUGGCUGGUGCUCGGCCUGUUCUCGCUGCUCGGCCUCCUGCAGGGCGCCGUGUGGAACUUCUGGGGGCCCAUCCAGAGCUCGGCCGCGCGCGCGUUCGGCUUCGGGCGCGCGGACAUCGCGCUGCUCGUGCUGUGGGGCCCGCUGGGCUUCGUGCCCUGGCUACCGUUCAUGUGGCUGCUGGACAAGAAAGGUCUGAGGGCCGCCCUCCUCCUCUCGGCCUUCUUCAUGCUGCUCGGUUCGGCUCUGAGGAGCUUCCCUCUGGCGGAGCCGCCAAUCAGGAGAUGGUUGAUCCAUGGAGGUCACCUCCUGAACGGGUUGGCGGGCCCUACCAUGAUGAGUGCCGGCCCCUUCCUGUCCACCACGUGGUUCGCCCCGGACCAGCGCGCCACCGCCACCGCCGUGGCCUCGCUGUUCUCCUACCUGGGCGGCGCCGCCUCCUUCCUGGUGGGCCCCCUGGUGGUGCCGGCCCCCAACCGCACCUGGGCCGCCGCCGGGGGGGCGGGCCCCGACGACGCCAUCCGAGACCGGAUCCAGCUCGUCAUGUAUGCAGAGUUGUCUGUGAUCUCCGUCCUCUUCGCGGUGGUGUUGCUGUGUUUCCCGUCUCGUCCUCCUCUUCCUCCCAGCGUGGCCGCAGCCAGCCAGAGGCUGAGCUACCGGAGCAGCAUCUGGAGACUGCUGAGUAACGGGCGCUUCCUGAUGGUGGCGCUGGCCUACGCCGUCCCCUCUGGAGUCAUCGCCGGCUGGGUGGGAGUCCUGGACAUGGUGCUCACCCCAGCUAGAGUCAGCCAGGUGGAUGCCGGUUGGAUCGGGUUCUGGUCGGUUGUGGGUGGCUGUGUGGUCGGCGUGGCGAUGGCCAGGUUUGCAGACUCCAUCCGGGGGAUGCUGAAGCUGAUCCUGGUGCUGAUGCUGGCGGGCGCCUCGCUGUCCUCCACCUGGUUCACCCUCACCUGCCUGAGCUCCUUCACGCACCUCCCCUCCACUGCAG
Pseudoliparis swirei is the source of this 1299-nucleotide messenger RNA. It is a transcript of the gene slc49a4, whose product is annotated as solute carrier family 49 member 4. The record is from RefSeq and is a predicted model, not a curated record. The transcript has 7 exons. The annotation marks the transcript as partial. NCBI's taxonomy places the organism in Eukaryota, Metazoa, Chordata, Actinopteri, Perciformes, Liparidae. Gene Ontology annotation, cellular component: membrane; intracellular membrane-bounded organelle.